AUGCUCAAACGUCAUCUCAGGAACAUCUCACAGACGUAUCAUCAGGAGGAACCAGUCUGCGGAGAAAGCCUUCAUGCUUUGCAAAGUGUGAGCCGCAAGCGGCGGAAGCCGGUGCAGAAAACAGUAAAGCCAAUCCCAGCGGAAGGUAUCAAGUCAAACCCUUCCAAGAGACACAGAGAUCGACUGAAUACAGAGUUGGACCGUUUGGCGAGCCUCCUGCCAUUUCCACAAGAUGUUAUUAAUAAGCUGGACAAACUUUCAGUUCUUAGGCUCAGUGUCAGUUACCUGAGAACUAAAAGCUUCUUUGAUGUUGCAAUAAAAUCCCCCCAAGGUGACAAAAAUGGAGGACAGAAUACCUCUAGAAGAAAAUUCAGAGAAGACCUGAGCUUGCAGGAAGGAGAGUUCUUAUUACAGUCUGAUGUUAUACAUCAGAGCGUGUAUGAACUUAUUCAUACUGAAGAUCGAGCUGAAUUCCAGCGUCAACUACACUGGGCAUUCAACCCUUCACAGUGUGCAGACUCUGGGCAAAGAAUUGAUGAAGCUGAUGGCCUUUCACAGCCAGCCGUCUGUUAUAAGCCUGACCAGCUUGCUCCAGAAAACUCUUCUUUUCUGAAGAGGAAUUUCCUAUGCCGGCUAAGGUGUCUGCUGGAUAACUCAUCUGGUUUUCUGGCAAUGAAUUUCCAGGGGAAAUUAAAGUAUCUCCAUGGACAGAACAAAAAAGGGAAGGACGGAUCAGUGCUUCCACCUCAGCUGGCAUUAUUUGCAAUAGCUACUCCACUCCAGUCACCAUCCAUACUGGAAAUUCGAACCAAAAAUUUCAUCUUCAGAACUAAACACAAACUAGAUUUCACACCUACUAGUUGUGAUGCAAAAGGAAAAAUUGUCUUAGGAUAUACGGAAGCGGAAUUGUCCAUGAGGGGAUCUGGGUAUCAAUUUGUUCAUGCUGCUGAUAUGCUUUAUUGUGCUGACAGUCAUAUCCGGAUGAUUAAGACUGGAGAAAGUGGCAUGGUAGUGUUCCGUCUUCUUACCAAGGAAAAUAGGUGGACAUGGAUUCAGUCAAAUGCACGCUUAAUUUAUAAAAAUGGAAGACCAGAUUAUAUCAUUGCAACGCAAAGACCUCUCACAGAAGAAGAAGGAAUCGAGCAUUUACAAAAACGGAAUAUGAAGCUGCCUUUUAUGUUCACCACUGGAGAAGCUGUGCUCUAUGAGGUCACCAGUCCUUUCCCGCCCAGUAUGGACCCCUUACCAAUAAGGAUGAAAGGCAACACGGGGACACAGGACUCUGCUACUAAGUCCUCUUCAAACACAGAUUCUCUUAAUCCCAGUUCUCUCCUGGCUUCUUUGAUGCAACAAGAUGACUCUAUUUAUCUUCACCCAGCUUCAAAUUCUGUAACCUUUGAAAGAAAAAUUUUAAGCAAAUUAAUGAAUGAAUGCAGCAAUUGGCAGGACAGUGUUACAUCAAGGGAAAAUGAGAAUAUCCUGAAGCACGAGCAAAGUAGUCAGUCUCCAGAAAUAAUUCUCUCUGGAGACCAUGCAGAUGUCUUUGCAGAUAAUAAAAAUAGUGAGUUGUACAGCAUUAUGAAACACCUCGGCAUUGAUGCUGAAGACAUCAAGCACAUGCAGCAGAAUGAGGAAUUUUUCAGAUCUGACUUUUCUGGUGCAGAUGACUUUGGAGAUCUUGACAUAGAAGAUGAUGUGCUGACAUAUGUCCAAGAGUCUUUAAGUAAAUCUCCCUUCGUGUGUUCAGGUUACCCACAGCAGCAGUCUGUGCGUCUGAACUCAAGUUGUAUGGUGCAGGAACACCAGCAGCAGCUACAGCACAAGCAAGUAGGGGAGCAACAGCAGCAACUCUGCCAGAAAAUGAAGCAUAUGCAAGUUAAUAACAUGUUUGCAAAUUAUAACUCUAACCAGCCGGUGCCUUUUAGUUGCCCUCAGCAAGACCCACACCAGUAUAAUGUCCUUUUCGACGUACAUGGAGCUAAUCAAGAAUUUCCCUACAAAUCUGAGAUCAGUAUGAUGCCUUAUACACCAAGCCUUAUUCCUUGUAAUCAGCCAGUGUUUCCACAACAUUCCAAUUAUACGCAGUUGGACUUUGCUGUAGGGAAUUUCGAACCAUCCUCGUACCGCAGUACAUCUUCUAAUUUUGAAGGUUUUGUCCAUUGUUUACAAGUUCCUGAAAAUCAAGAGCAUGUACUGAAUCCACAGUCAACUCUAGUGACCCCUCAGACAUGUUAUGCUGGGGCCGUGUCAAUGUAUCAGUGCCAGCCUGAAAGUCAGCACACUCAGUUGGACCAGAGGCAGUACAACACCACAGUCCCUGGCGCUCAGGCAUUUCUAAAUGAGAAUGGAGGUGUUUUCAAUGAAACAUACCCAGCGAAAUCACAUACCAUAAGUAACACUCAAACUUCCACAUAUCUUCAGCCUCCUUGUCAUCCAUCAGAAGCCAAACCUUCCUCUGAUUUGACAUCCAGUAGAUUUCUGUAAUUCCAAGCCCACUUUCACCUCAGUAUGUGGAUGCUGCUUAAAUUAGCUUGUAAAGGAUUGCAGAGUAAAAAACCUGUUAGUUUGGGUUAUCAGCAAGGUGAUAUGGAAGCAUUGGUGCAAUUGAUUCCAUUGGUGUUCUAGAGCAUACUUGAGUUUGCCAUGACUAGAAGUUUAAAACGGAAAAGUAAAAUUUGUAUACCACAGUCCUUAAAUGAUGUUCCCACUGAAUGGUGUACUCCAUUUCACAGUGUCCUGAGCCCUACAAGAUAUGCACAACCUCUCCAGAACGUUUUAUCUUUCAAAUAAAGGAAAAUUCCUCUAUUUGAACUCUCCACUCAAAUUAUUUCUAUCAGAAUAAAAAAAAAUACUUCAAGUUUUGAAUUUCUGGAUUCUCAUAAAUACAAAGGUACAAAACUAAUCAAUUUUAAUAAUUCUACUUUUAUCUCAAAUGGUAAAAUUAGUGGUUUGGUGUUUUUAUAAAAAAAGACAAUCACAGUGCUUUUCUGUUAAUCCAAGUGCCUCACAUGUUUCAACUCAUAACACUGUAGGAUGUUUAUUUUAUAUAAAAUAGUUUAUCUUUUUAAAUUAAUAACAUUUUUGUGCACUAUUAUUCAUUUUCCUUUAAGCCAAUCAUUUUUAUUAAUUCAGGCAUGUUUUAAUUGCACUACUUAAUCCACCUUUUUUUUCAGGUGAAGGGCAAAUAAUUAUUAAAAUGACAGUAAGAUGUCCUGUCAAAUUAUUUUUUAAUAUUUAACUUAAAAUAGUAGCACUUAAAUUUUAUUGUUUCUUGAAGAAAAAGAUGUACUGCUGUUUACCUUUAUUGGAAUCUCCACAAAGAUGGUUGGAUGUGAUGAAGUUUUUACAUCUUUUAAAUGCAGCCAGGUUUAUUAAAUUACAUUGAAGGGAAACAGCUGUGUUUCUUCUAGUUUUAAUUAAAUUAAGCAAGGUGCUCAUGUUAGUAUGUAAAUGUUGUCUUUAGUGUUCUAGAUCUAUAAUCCUUUCAUAUAUACUUUACGUUGACUUUAUGAAUUCCUUUCUUAAAACAGGGGAAAAUUGUUUUUCUCCUAUUUGAGGAGUGUUUAAGAUUGAAGAUACCAAUAUUUGGUGCAAAGUAUUGUUAUGAGUGAAAGGAUGGUGCGCUGUGCAGUUUGUAGUGAACAAAAUUAUUUGGUAAUAAUUUCAGUCUUUCAUUUAAAUAGCCUAUAUUUUAUAUAUGCACUUAAAUAUGUUUGGUGUUGUAUAUUUUAUCAGUAUCUGUUUUAUGAAAUCUAAUAAUGAUCCAAACUGCUUUUAAGAUGGUCUUAAGAAAAAUACAACCAUAAAACUUUAACUUCACACAUUAGGGUGUUCUUAUUAAGUGAAGUAAUCAUUAUACCAGCAGAGUGAUUUAAAAGAAAAAAUGCCACCAUCUGCCACAUACCUAUUUAAAUAUGACCUCUGAGCAGUGUAAAUAUGGUUUACAUGUAUUUUUUUUUAAUGAAGACUGAUGGAAUCCCGGAAUAAAAUGUAUUAAAUUUUAAUUUCUUUUUAUGUUGUUAACUAAUGUAUAUAAAAAUGGCUUCAGACAAAAUAUCUGUCAGUACCAAGUAUUUUCAGUGAAAAGUAUAAUCACUUUAAGUAUUGAAGAAAAUCAAAUUCGCCUGAAACAUCAUUUGUUUCUAGUAUGAGAUAGGCCACUGGUCUACAUUAGUAUUCCCUGUUCACAUUUAAAGCCUGUGUAAAAGUCUUCAUCUAAACCAUUCUUGCUAGUGUCUUCCAUAUGUUAUUGGAUAAAUUAUGCUUAGUAAAAAUAUAAGCUUUAUAAAUUGUGAGUAGGUUGACAAUGAUGUUUUUUUUAAGUUUUUGAAAGCAAUAUUGUAUUUUUAUCUAUAUAAAAUAACAAAAUUUAUCUAAGAAUAAUAAAAUCACAUUAAACCAAACCCACCUUUGUCUGAAUUGUAAGUGCCAAAGGAAGCAAGAAUGUGCUGAGAGUUGCUCCCUGGAGGGGUUUACUUUUCCAUGGAUGUGCGCCUGCACAGGACAUCGCUUCACUAGAGGCUGUGUGUGGAGUCGCAGCCCACGCCUCGCGACCCUGGGUACUGCGGAGCCGAAUGCACCCAGCCUCCCGGUUGCAGCCCCUGCUUCAGUCCAGCUCCUUGAAUAGACAGAUGUGUUCAUUAUGAAGCUUUCAAGCUUUUCUAGGUACAAAUGAGUAUUUUUCAAUAUUGCUCAAUUUGAGGAUAACUGUUUUCUCCCUGUGAUUGUUCAGUUUCCUUCAAUACUGCUUAUAUUUUUGUUAUUCAUACAUUUUGGUUUAAAUAUUGUUUUAGUUGUCCUUAACAGCGUUAUGCACAUUAUAUGGUAAUAAAAUAAUCACUAUUUAUAAAGAUA
This is a messenger RNA of Echinops telfairi (small Madagascar hedgehog), 4854 nucleotides long. It is a transcript of the gene AHR, whose product is annotated as aryl hydrocarbon receptor. Lineage: Eukaryota; Metazoa; Chordata; Mammalia; Afrosoricida; Tenrecidae. Gene Ontology annotation, biological process: regulation of transcription by RNA polymerase II. Gene Ontology annotation, cellular component: aryl hydrocarbon receptor complex; transcription regulator complex; cytoplasm. The transcript has 11 exons. The record is from RefSeq and is a predicted model, not a curated record. Bases 1 to 2484 code for a protein of 827 amino acids. Gene Ontology annotation, molecular function: protein dimerization activity; nuclear receptor activity; transcription cis-regulatory region binding.